Messenger RNA from Drosophila kikkawai, 1385 nucleotides. It is a transcript of the gene mRpS5, whose product is annotated as mitochondrial ribosomal protein S5. Gene Ontology annotation, biological process: translation. The record is from RefSeq and is a predicted model, not a curated record. Gene Ontology annotation, molecular function: structural constituent of ribosome; RNA binding. NCBI's taxonomy places the organism in Eukaryota, Metazoa, Arthropoda, Insecta, Diptera, Drosophilidae. Gene Ontology annotation, cellular component: ribosome.
CGAUUUUUUUCCAUCUCUAAUAUUUUUGGUAUCCUAAAAUCUAAAAUUUUAUGACGAUAGACCUCGUUUAUAUUGCUUAAUAAGUUUAAUAAAUUCACAUAUAUAUGUAAAUAUUAAUGAAAAAACAACUACGGUACUACUAUGGCUCGAUUAUUAUUUCAAACGUUGAGUUUGUCAAUUUUAAAAAAUGACAAGAUUUGGUUGGUUCACCCCACCCAUAUGUUACCCUACACAAGUUUACGCAAUACCAGUUUUUUUAACAGACUUCCUGCGGAAGACAUUUGGCGUGGAGUGACUGCAGUUAGUAACGCUGGAAAAAAAAGAGGUCGUGGCAAGGGAAGUGGAAAGAAAGUAGCUAAAGAUCUAAAUAGGGGACAAACUAUUGGAUUCGGAAAAAAGAGUUGCCUAUGGCCAGGAUUAAAUUCUCCAGUUUUUCGUGGAAAUGAGCUCAUCCAUCAACAAAAAACGGUUGAGGGCACUGAUAGAGAAUACGGAAUUAAUAAACUGCGUGAUUCGAUGGGAAAUUUCAGGUUGAUGAAACUAAAUCCCAUAGAUCGUGGAUGGUCGGGCAGCAAAAUGCCUGGAAGAAGUAUUGGACCACCUGACACUGUUAGCGAAGAAGAAUUUACUUCUUUUGAUACCCGAGUAUUGGAGAACAAAAUUGUUUUUAUUAUGAAAGGAAAUAUGGGAAGAAAACGAAGGUAUUCUGUCUUGUCGGUCACAGGAAAUGGAAACGGUUUAGCAGGAUUUGCUACAGUGAAGGCGCCAGAAGUGAGAACUGCUCUUCGGAUGUCAAAAAAUCGAGCAGCCCAGAAACUUAUUAAUAUAAGCCUUUGCGAAAAUAGAACUAUAUACCAUGACUUUUUUACAGCUUUUGGAAAAACCAAAAUCUAUUGUUUUCAAAAACCUGAUGGAUACGGAUUAAUUUGCCAUCGGGCUAUAAAAACCAUAUGUAAAGUUAUAGGUAUAAAGGACUUGCACGCUAAGAUUGAAGGAUCAACCAACUUACAGCAUAUUGUUAAAGCAUUUUUUAUAGGUCUUAUGCGUCAAAAGUCGUUUCAAAACAUUGCUACAGAGACAGAUUUAAACAUUGUUCAACAACAAAAGUCGAAAAUCGGAUAUACAGAGGUAAAGGGAAUUCCACUUUCUAAACCAGCGCCAUUUUCUAAUAUUCAAGUAAUAGACUAUAUGCACUAUACAUUGGGCAAUAAAAUCGUGUUAAAAAAAAAGGAAGUCUCUCCAUUUUAUAUUUACACAAAGGGGCAUGAAUUAAAACAAAUUAAAAAUGAACGAUUUCGAAACCAAAUAAAUGUUAGACUAAAUAAGCUAGUUAAAUUGUAUGUAUAAAGAAUUAUAAUUAAUAAAUUUAACAUUUAAUUUCCAUA